Hyaloscypha bicolor E is the source of this 1458-nucleotide messenger RNA. Its product is annotated as cytochrome P450. The transcript is spliced from 3 exons. NCBI's taxonomy places the organism in Eukaryota, Fungi, Ascomycota, Leotiomycetes, Helotiales, Hyaloscyphaceae. The record is from RefSeq and is a predicted model, not a curated record. Bases 1 to 1458 code for a protein of 485 amino acids. Gene Ontology annotation, molecular function: oxidoreductase activity, acting on paired donors, with incorporation or reduction of molecular oxygen; iron ion binding; monooxygenase activity.
AUGGCUCUCAACCCAGGCAUCAUCGCCAUCGCCGUAGGAAUCCUCAGCGUAUUGUUCUUUCUCUGGCGCAAGGCCGAUGCUUCCCUCGAUCCGGACGAGCCUCCAAUCGUCCUCUCCAGAAUUCCAUUUAUUGGGCACAUCUUAGGCCUUGUGAGGUACCAAAUUGGAUACUUUGAGAACCUGAGUCGUACUACCCACCCUGUCUUCACCCUCAAAAUCUUCGACUCUCGGAUUUACGUGGUGAAAUCUCCCGAGUACGUUGCCCUUACUUUGCGGGAAUGGAAAACCCUCACGUUUGAUCCGUUCACUACCGCAUUUGUCAAGAACGCCCUCGGUGCUCCCCCUGAUGUCGUCGAAGUUUUCGAAAAAACGAUGUACCUCACCGAGAUCCACACGAAAAUGCACGGCGCGCUUUCGAUCGGUCCUGAUCUCGCCAAAUCGAAUGUUCGGGUCCUCAACGUCCUUGCGAGGUAUCUCGUUCCUCAAGAGACGAACCUGUAUUCUCUCCUUCGCGAAGCAUACACCAUUGCUAUGGGAGAAGCCUUUUACGGCCCUGACAAUCCGGUUCCUGGCCUCAUUGAUGAAAUUUGGGACUUCGAAGAUGACCUCGGUCUUAUGAUGAUCGGUUUCUUCCAACGGAUCGUAGCAAGGAAAGCCUGCCGCGGCCAGAAACGUGUCUCGAAAGCCUUCAAAGCAUACUACGACGCCGGCCUCGACAAAAACGCCAACGAGCUCAUCCAGGGCCGAGCACGAAUCGCAAGAGCCUACAAUCUCGACAACACCGCCCUCGGCAUCUUCGAGAUGGCCAUCUGUUUCGCACCCAUCACGAACGUCGUGCCCACCGUCUUCUGGAUGCUGACCUACAUCUACGCCGACGCCGACCUCCUCCGCGCCCUCCGCCACGAGCUCGCCUUCCUCGGCAACCCGCUUGAUACGGACAAACUGCGCUCCUGCCCGCUCCUGAUCUCCACGUUCCAGGAGAUCCAGCGGCUCAAGCAGCACGGCAACGCCGUCCGCUGGGUGAGCGCCGAUACGCGGCUCGACGGGUAUCUCUUGAAGAAAGGCGCCGUCAUGCAGAUCCCCUCUUCGGUGCUGAACACCGCCUCGUCGGUAUGGGGCCCGGACGCUGGGUCCUUCAAUGCUCGACGGUUCCUCGACUUGGACGAUAAGAAAACGCGGCAGCGCGGCUACAUCCCGUUUGGCGGUGGCAGGAACCUGUGUCCGGGCAGACACCUCGCGUUUACGGAAGCGUUGGGGUUCGUGGCGGCGUUUGUGCUGGGUUUCGACAUGCAGGGAGCAAAGAUAAUCGGAGCGAGGACCCACAAGAUUGGGUUUGGGGCCAGGAAGCCGGAGCGGGACUUAAAGGUGUCGAUAAGACGGAGAGCGGGGUUUGAAGAUGCGAAGUGGAGCUUCAAUGUUGGCGGAGAGAGGGAUGCGGCACCUGAACAGAAUGUAUAA